UUUACCUAUUGGAAAAAAAAAAUCUAGCUAUGCAAAUAUACACUUAAUUCUGCACUUGAAUAGUUGAAUUCUGUAAUUCUGGUCUUUGACUUUAGUCACUAAAAUUUUGUAAUUUUGCACUAAAAUUUUACAAUUAUGCACCUAAACAAUAAAAUAUCAGACCCAUCAAUGUGGCCGAAUAGUAAGCAUUUACAGCUUCAAUGGUGCUGUCUUGAUCCUUUCCAUGAUAUUUAAAUCAUUGUUCAAAUGCAAUGUGUAUAAUUUUUUUAAUUCAAAUUAUGUUCUCCUCUUAAGUUCAUGAAAUCUGCUAUAAUAGAAAAAGCAUUAUCGCCUGAGCCUUUUACUUCACACCCAUAGGAUCAGAAAUUCAGAAUUAGGUCGUUAAUCAAAGGGGGGCCAAAAAUUAAUGUGACUAAUAAAAGAACCAAACAAAUGAUAAUAUCAUUUCAAGAAAAGCUAUCUCCUCGAUCAGCAAUCAACAAAGGCAACCUUGUAUAUUUCACAAUAAAAUAGUAUCCGUAUUUUGGAUUUAGCCUCUAUAAAUAUACUAGUAUAUCUUACUAUUUUAUGUAAUUCGUUAAUUAUAUACCAGUAACGUAUUUUUAAACUAACUUUAGUUAGGAUAUCUUUAUGAUCUUGCCUGGGAAAUAGGUCGGCUUCAAUUCCUCAAGGUCAGCCAAGCUAUAUGCUACAAGAUUGGACGUCCACUCUUCAGAGUCCGAAUUUUCCUUUCUCGUUGUAGAUGUGAAGGUGUGAGUAAUACAAAAGGGGUGGAGUGUACCUGCAAAGGCACUCCAAUGCUUAAGUCAGUUAUGGUGUUAAUUCAGAGUGAAUGAGAAAAGAUACUUUACCUUCUUUUAUAAAUAUUUAAUUAUCCGUUAUAUUCUAGAUGAUUAUUUGACCGUUCUUGAUAAUUGGUUUUGUAACCGACUUUAUUCAUACCGUUUGAGACGUCAGUUAUAAUGUCAUUAAUUUUGCCGAGUUAUAAUUCAUAAGGGCCGAACAAUAACGGCAAAGACGAGUUAUGAUGAUGGUCGGUUAUGAUUUGUAUUAAUGGUGACCAUAUCACAGCCCCAAGCUUAGCCUGAGGAGGAUUUUAAUGAAGCAGGUUGAGCUUUAUUUUUUUGAUGAGUUAUAACUCGGCUUGUGUAGGUUAGUGGAUGAGCCCCCAGAUCAACUUACUUCAUUAAAAGAUGAUUCAGUGGUUUGAAAUGUGGGUACGUGGGGAGUCGUGUCCGUUAUUUCCUGAUGAAAGAGAAGGAAUAAUGGUUGCAUUUAAUUUUUGCGGUUUCCCAAUGUUUGGUUCACUGUUUGAUGUGGCUUUGGAAGUGGGGGGUGAUUAUUUGGAACGUUUUGUUCCUUUAAUUCUUCGAAUCUCUUCAGAUUUUCCUGGGUGUUUUGUUGGCUGUUGGUUAUAUGCUUGCUUUCUUUUGAAGAAUGAGUAAGAGAGGUAUGAGUCUCUUUUUCUGUUUCUUAUCCAUUUCUGUGCUUUCUCCUGUGUUUUUCGUUUUUUCCUUUCUUCUUCUACUGCUUUUCGAUCUAAUGGGGUUUGGGAAAGAGAAGAAGGAUAGGGUGGAUUGGUCGUAUGAUUGGGUAGGGGAAGAUGUUAAAUCACGGGUUUCACUUUUUUCUGAUGAAGCGGCGGUGAGGGAGGUGGAUGUGAAUAAAAUAGUGAGGGUAGGUUCCGGAGUCAAGGUGGAGUUGUUACCAUGUAAUGUGGAUGAUAGGGUUUAUCACCGAGAGUGGGGGUUUGGGUUCUUUUACAUGCAUAGCUGUGUGCUUGAAGAGUUGCGGGUUAGGCUUCCGUUUACGGAGUUUGAGUGUCAAGUUCUUAAGCGGCUCAACUGUGCUCCCUCACAGCUUCAUCCAAAUGGAUGGGCUUUCCUUCGAUCUUUUGAGGUUUUGAUGGAGUUUCUGGAGGAAGUGCCGUCUGUGGAUUUGUUCUUUUCCUUAUUUCAAGCUAAAGGUGUUUGGAAAGGAGGUUGGGUAAAUUUCAAUAGCACUCUGGGAUUUGGGAUUUUUAGACUGUACAAAUCUUCUUUUAAAGACUUCAAGGAGAUGUAUUUUAAAGUUAAGAGUUCAGAAGAGGAUUUUCCGUUUUUUAUUGAUGAAAAUCUUGCUGGGAAAUUUUCCCUCUUUUGGUGCUCGGAGCCGCAAAAUAUACUCGGUCCGGAGGUUAUAUCGCCGAGGAAUGAGUGUCUGAUAGAAUUUUUGGUGGAGAAUAUUGAUCGAAAAAAUUUGAUAUCGAUGUAUGAGUUGCUGAAGUGGGAAGAGGAUAAGGGUGCUGUUGUAGAGUAUCUAGGUGAGUUUCUAGGGUUUAUGUUGAUGUUUGUGUUUCUUGCUGAAAAACUCUAACACGAUAUGUUUUCUUCAGGUGGGAAGUAUCCUGGCGUUUCUGCUGCAUCGCUAAGGACGCGGUUUAAGAAUAAAAAUUUGGAGAAAGAGGUGUCGUCAUCUAAUGCUGAGAAGGUUGUUGGUACUGGCGAGGUUUCGCAGCCUCGACAAGGGCGGAGGAAAGUUAUCGCGAAGAAAAGGAAGAAGUCCGAGCUUGUGGAAUUAUCAGAUGAUUCUGAUGAGAAAGAGUUUGGGGUUCCUCUUGAAGAGUUACAGGCUUUUAUGGGGAAUCAAAAAAGGCUGCACGAGAUUUCUGAGGAAAGUGAGGCGUUUUCGGUGUGGGGAAAGGAAUAUCCUUACAUGGCUGUUGUGGAUGAGUAUUGCCAAUCGUCGGCCGAUGUAACUCUUGCCAAGGAGGUCGGGGAUGUGGCUGUUGGGCAAUAUAUGCAGGUAACAAGUUAUUGAUGUUUUCCUUAUUUUUCCUUUUGUUUUCUUAUGAGUUUGUUUUGCCCUCCAGGUUGUUGGGUUGUGCCUUGCAAGUCUGGGUCGAAGUCAGGAAUUGAAACAUAAGGGAGUGGCUGCUGAGAAAGGUGAGGUAUCUGUUUUGAAGGAAGAGUUGAUUAAGUGUAAGAAUCUUGCUGCUGAGCUUCAAGCUCGUUUGACUGAGACCGAGAAGUUGCUGAGGGAGACUAAGGAAAGUUAUGCUAAGGAUGUUGAGGAUUUGAAGAAGAAGGAAAGCGAUCUGGUGAACGUGCAAAAUCGGUUGAUUGAGGUGACUGCUCAGCUUAAGGAUAUGGAGAAGAAAAAGGUGGAUGAGAUUUUGGACUCGUUUGUUGAAGGUUUUGAAAGGGCAAGGUUGCAGGUGAAGUUUUUGGUUCCGGAUGCCGAUCUUUCUGGCAUGGAUCCUGGGAAGAUAGUUCGAGAUGGUCAGUUGAUUGAGGAUGAUGGGGAUGCGGAAGAUGAGGCCGAUAAUGUUUAGGUUGUUAUGAAAAGACCUUUGUGAAUUUGUUUUUUGUUAUUGUAAUCUGACUGUUUUUUGUAAGCGGAUAAUAGUAUGGCUCCUGUUUUUUAGCCUUUUUAAAAUUGACUUGUUUGAAAAUUUGGUGCUUUUUAUAAAAAGCUGUUUGCAUUGUUCGGAUAUAUUUCCAAGUUUAUUGGCGUUUUAGAAUUAUUUGAUAAUUGCCUUUGGAGCUUGGACGAGAAUUGGCAUUUGUCCGAGCUGGAUUGAUAGUUUGAUAAGAUCGAUUUGAUAGAAAGGAUAGGACAUUUGUUCGUCCCUUAUAUAUUCGGAAUUGUUUCAUACAAAGGUGCAGGUAGGCUAGCCUCGUUAAAACCUCUCCAAGCAAAACCUUUUGGGAUAAAAUCUUGGCAGUAGG
Messenger RNA from Arachis ipaensis, 3710 nucleotides. Lineage: Eukaryota; Viridiplantae; Streptophyta; Magnoliopsida; Fabales; Fabaceae. The record is from RefSeq and is a predicted model, not a curated record.